GCGAGACAUUUCAGUUCUUCGACGACUGUCGGUCGAGUUGGUAAGAAGAUACGGAAGAAAAGUAACCGGGUAGAUGCUUGAGCAUGAAAUGCCAAACAUUUAAGUGACUUUGAAAAACGUUAUGUGUCUAAAGCAGACGAAGACGGUGUGUGCGCGUGUGUGUGCAGCAGAAGAAUUGCUUGCUAAAAUGACAAGAAAUUGUAUGAGAAAAAAUUGAUUUUGAGAAAUUGGAAAAUAAAUGCUUUUGAAGUAUAAAUGUAAUUGGAAAAUUAUAUUUUUUAAAGAAAAAUUAAUAAAACUGUGUGAAAAUUUACGAAAGCAUAAAACUAAAAAAAAUCAAAAUAUUGCCAGAAAUCGUGAAAAAACGUAAUAAAUCACAGUUUAACACACGCGUUUUUUUUGGUGUGCACAUUUUGUUUUUGUAAAUAUUUCGAAUAUUUUGAAAUUGUUGUCUAACGCAAAGUGGUGAAACAACCAAGCGAAGCAACAACAACAAAAAAGUAACGACAAUCAAACAAAAUCGUUUAAAUUUGUGAAUGCCAAACAAAUGCAAAUGCAAAUACACUAAAGAAAUAAAAUUAAAGUAAAACAACAACAACAACAGUAAAAUACUAAGGCAUUCAAACGAGUUUCCUUUUGGUACAACUUUAACGCGAGACUGACUGUGUCUUUGACGCGCCCGCUGCCCCUUUAAACACUCAUAUAUGUGUGUAUGUAUGUGUGUGUGUAGCAGACAGCAGUAACAACAACAACAACAACAACAACAGCAAACGCCAGAAACCACUUUUUUGCGUGCACAAUUCGCCUGCUGCAUUUCCUUCUUGAAACCACCAAACAGCCGUCCCUCUGCGACUGCUUCUUCUUCUUCAACGCGCAGCUGCAGUGCGCCGCACGUUUUUGUCUUUGUUUCGCGUGUAUUUGGUUUAUUAUUGGCCAUAAAAAUCGUUAAAAUACACACACACACGCGCCUAUAUUAAGAGACUGCGCGACUGUGGCAACAACACCAAAAACAACAAUAAUACUAAACGCUUGUAAAGUGUUGAAAAAAGGCAGCAAAGUAAAAAUAAAGUAACAACAAAAACCUGUGCAAUUGUCGGCGUUUAAAGUGCGAAAAAAGUACGAAAGUCGGAAAAAGCCGUUACGUGAAAAAUUCUAGAUAUUCUGUGUGCUUAGCAGAAAAAAGAAAGCUAGCCAGCAAAUUGAAUAACAAAGUUUCGUACGCAUAAUCUUAAACUCGUAAAGUGUCUGUCUCGACAGUGGGCGAGUUCGUGCGUCCAAACUGCAUUUCGUGUGUGAAAUUUAAAGAAAGCUCCUCCACUGCUCUGUGUUAAUCGGUGACUAAGUUUGUGCGAAAAUUUUGCGAAAUCAUCAACUGUGUGUGCAACAAAACGUGGUUGGGAUUUUUUUCGUUGAUCGUUGAGUCAACAGCAGCUGACCGCGGAAGGAACGCGAUUUCGGAAGUUUUAAAAAGGUAAGCACCAGCUGCCGUCUCCACUGCUCAUACCAAUUAAGCUAUUUUAAACGCUGCUUGUGAUUAAUUGCCAUUUGUCGUAGUCACAAUUAAAGAUUUUGCGACUCAAUCAACUAAUAUGGAAACUGGAUAGACACUUAAUUUGACAAUCUAACAACAUUCAGUUGAACCAAACAACAUGUAAACAGUAUUUCUAAACUCUACCAAAUCACACUUGGACACAUACAAAGCACUAUAUUAACUGCAGUAACAAAGAGAAAAAUAAAACAAAAACAACAAAAAUUUAAAAAAGACAAUACCCAACUCAACACACACGCUUUGGAGCUCACCCACUCGCGACCAGCGGCAUGUUUGGCCUAUUGGGCUCCUCGCAAAUCUAUGGAUUACAGCAAGUGCACGAGUACGGCAACAACAACAGCAAUCGCAACAACAGCGACAACAACAUAAGCAGCAACAACAGCAACGAGCAGACAAAUAACAGCAGCAAUCAGAAGCAACGGCGUUCCGCAACGCAGCACACGGAGAGCGGCAGCAAAUUCUUCGCCUCGCUCAGUUCCAUGCAACAGGGCAUACGAUCGCCAACGAAUUUCAUAGAAAAAUUCAUUAAAAACGAAUUGCUCAGCGGCUACGACAGCAUAAAGAACUACAAGAACUUUCAGAAUUCCAACAAUUCGAGCGGCUCGAACAGCACCUUCUUCACUGCAGCGUCCAACGAACGCGCCGCGACACCUGGUUGCAUCGGUGGUGGUGGCGAGGACGGUGAUAGUCUCAGCGCCGAGCGUCUGCUCACCACUUUCAAUUGCCUGCAGGGCAGCUAUCGCAGCAAUUGUGAUGGUGAGUUCUAUGAGCCGGUGAAUGUGACCGCGCAACGCAAGCAAGCAACAACAGUAACAACAACACAGGCGGCGACACGCAUUAGCGCGGAAGCGGAUAUGACGAUCAAGUACUCGAAGAACUUGCUCGCGAAUACGCCAGACGAACAGUCGCCCGCCACGCUGCAGAACUAUCAGAAGUUGUCAGAAUGCGAGCAAGAUCUGCUGUUGACGCCGUCGAGCGGCGCGAGUUCGGGCGAAUUCAACAGCGAUGCGAACGGUAGUGGUAGCGGCAGCGGCAGCGGUCAGGCGACAACGCCGGUGAAUAGUCUAUACAAGCGCUUGUCGUUUGGCGGACGGGGUGGCAAGAGUGCGACGGAUAAUGCGGCGACGACGGGGACGGUGAUAGCGGCGGCAAAUGAAAAUGUUUCCGACUACUCCUCGUCGAACAACUCAUCCGCCUCAUCGACACUCUCCUCCAAGGCGACUUCGAUGUCUCUGAAAUCCAUCGACCUGCAACGUACAUCAUCCGCCUCAUCGUCCGGCGAUUGCGCACCGUUGUGCGAACGUCGCAAAUCGUCACCUGUCGGAACCACGGCUGAGUUGAAUGCAGCCACGGUUACAGAGCUACAGUUGACACCGGAGCGCGCGCAACGACGCAAGCUCAUCGCAAUGAUCUCACAUUAUGAACAGCAGACGAAGCUGUUGCAACGCGAACUGGCCAAGGAGAAGCGACGUCGCGGCGAAGAGCUCGCCUGUGUUGCGAAGUCGCUGCUGUGUUUCGAGUCGAAACUGAAAAAGGAUAUGAAAGCCGUUAACCAUCGGCUCUUCGAGAAAGAUGUGGAAAUCUGUCGUUUGGUGCAACAGAACCGUGCAUUGCGUAAGCGGCUGUCGAAAUACACCGCAGCGGAGAAUGCACGAGACGAAGGUGUGGUUGAGGACGGCGAACCAGAAAUAGAGGGUGAGGUGGAAGGAGAGCGUAUCGGAAAAACUAAAAAAACUAAGGAAGCUGUGCUGGAGCGUCGUACUGCGUCUCCUGCGGCGUUUAGCGACCCACAAUUGCUGGAAGACUGUUUGGUACUCGAAGCUUUGCAAUGCAUUAAUUGUAAGAAGCAAUUCUAUGACAUUGAUUUAAAUGAGGGCUGGACACAGAAUACCUCGAAGGAUGGUACAAGAAAAAGUGUUGACCACACCACUGAGCACGGCUCAUCGAGUGAUGAUACAGUCUCAUCGUCGUUUUACGGAGCCCGGCGCAGUGUACGCUACACCAGCAAACGCACCUCCGGCACUUUUCGCGAUUAUAUGCGCUCGCGUGCAAUGAACAUCGACGAUCCGUCGUUGGACAACAAUUCGGAGGAGAACACGAGCACAAUCAGUCGCGAUGACUCGCAAACCAGCUAUGAAAAGCUCAACAUGUAUUCGCGCACCAUCGAACGCAUGCAUGGCGUCAAGGGCGAAAGUGAACGAGAAUCCGAGCAGAGUGGUAUAGAGGGCACGGUGCGACCGGCAUCGCGUCUGAGCUGCAAGAGCAGUGUUAGCAGUAAGAGCAGCAACAGUAGUUGCAGCAAACUUAGCGCCAAAGCAACGACACCACAGAUUGAAGAGGACGACGGCAUAUUUUCACCCACACAGGAUGAUGAGAUUGACUUCGAAGAACCGGAAGAACUUGGUGGACGCAGUAUUAAGAUUGUGAUGCGACGCUCUACCGAGUUUUCUGAGGCUUCGCCGAAACAAGUCUACGAGACCUCCACCGACGAUUGGUAUGCUAGUGCCUCCGAUCAGGAGGAAAUCACAACCACAACAGUCGUCGCCAAAUCAUAUGCCAAUGGCGCGGUCAAUCCGGUGCUCGAGUGUGUUAAUCAGAUACUGUUGCAACAGUCCAUGGAGGAGCCUGUAGCUGUGCGGAAUAACCAAACGACUGUUAAUGUAGUACAGAGUCUCCAGGUGAGCUAUAGCAAUGCCACCUCUAACGCCAACUUGCCACGUCGCAGCUCGCUGAGCGGACGACGCAGUUCACGUAGCAAUAGCCGUUCCAGUGAUGGCCAGCCCUCUCGUAAUGGCACCUUGACACGGAAGCGUGUACAUUUCUCAACGAAGAACAGCAUGGUGCAUGUGCCACGCAACGAUGAGCAUGAUGAGGAGGACGAAGAUGUCAAUGACGACGACACCACACAGGACACGCAAGAUACCAGCGAAGCAAUGAUCUCAAGCCUAGCGCAAUAUCAUCCAAUGAGUUACUAUCCACAAGCUGCGCAGCAGGCAGCAACAGCGAAAGCAGCCGCCGCCGCAGCCGGCACAAUCGCGCGUGGCGGCAUGCUUGCCGAAGUAAGCGAACACGAACGCCUCGAAACGCUAAACUACGAGAGUAUUUAUAGCAACGAAUACGAACCGAUUGGAUCCGAGCAUAAUUCCUCAAACCUCUAUGUCGACAUGGAAUCAGCUACCAAAUCGGCCGCGAAUAAUGUACCAAGCACUACAGCAGUCGUAGAUGCAAAAGUACUAAAAACACCGCCAGCAUUGCCACCGAAACCAGCGAAUCUGCUGAAGUUUAAAAAGUCACUACAACAGCUCGAUGAAUUGCCCGACGAGCAUCUGCAUCAGGAGGGGCACACCGUAGUUGAGCCUGAUUACUGUUCCAUUUCGGAGGUGAAUAUGGGCAUAACGAGUGUGCAGAUUGUCGCCGAUGUGCAUAAGGUGCCCGAGUCGGAAGCCGAUUUAGAGUCGAACUCUGCGCUGGAAGCGCCCAUCUCCGAACUAGACGUCGAAGUAUCGACAGUUGCCUCUGAUGAGACAUUCGCUGUCUCACAAAAGACUGAUGAAAUCGAAGAGAUUUUCGCCGAUGUACCAAAGCUACCCAACGUGGCGGCCAUUAUAGCGCCGAAACAGGCAAAAAUGCCAAAACAACAGCCGACUCUAAAACGGAACUUGCCGUCAAGUGAUUACCUGGUAAUGUCACCCAAAGUGGAGACACCCAACAUGAAGUUGCAAAAUGCGCGCAAUGCGACCAUAUUAAAUACGGCCUCAGCCACGAAGCAACAGAUCACCUGCAUCAGCGCCAAUAACAGUAUGGAGGGCACACCUAAAACAAUUGCUAAACCCACCGCAGACUACCUGAACACACCGUUAAAAUCGCCGAAUCGUCCGGAUACCAGUGCGCUCAAACUGCACCUACACACACCCAGUCCACUGCAAUACAAACGCAAACAUAUGCCGAACAUACUCGCCGAAAUCAAUAAGCGCAUGAGCUUACCAAGUUCACCGACAACCCCCACAGCACGUCUGACCUUCGCCACACCCACAAAGCCGGUCACCGCCAGCAAAUCGCCACUGCAGCUGGGCGUCAACACACCGCCGAAUAUGCCAAUGCAAGCUGAGUUCGAUUGGUACAAUUUGGAUGCCGAGUAUGGCAAGACCUCCAUGCAACAGCCCGAAUUACACAAGGUAAGCGACUCGCUCAACAACGGCACUAUGCUCGCCGGCAUACACGAAGAUGGUGAAAGUUUGGCGACAGCAGCCGACGAAUACAACUUGGAUGAGGAAUUCUCACUCGCAAGCGAUAAACCGGACGAAAUGAUGGCCGACAACAGUGAGCAGGAUAAUGAGAGCGCCGAGGAGAAGAGUGAGAUAAGUGUCGUGGAUACGACGAAACCACUGCCGUCAAGUAUCAAGCUCUCAACACAACGUGCGGAGAAUAUGAAAAUUGAAAGUGUCAGCGCUUUGAAUGCCGCCAUCUGUGAGGCGGUGAACUUCCCGAUGUUCGGCGAAAGUUCGCCGCUAGUUGCGCUCUCACCGGCAAUCGCGCAUCAUCAUGCCAAGGCUAAGAAGAUAAAGAAGAAUUUAGCUAACUUUGAGAAAUUCAUCGAGGGUUCGGGUUUGAGCACCAAGCCGCUGCCGAGCAAGCGAAAAAUCUACUUUGCUGGACCAUUUGUGUGAAAUGGAAACGAAUGGCAGGGAAGAGAGUACGCCUAAAAGAGGAAAGAGGAGCAACCGACAAACAACGAAGUACACGCGAAAUGUGUAAAGGGAGGAGCGCAGACUGCGAACUUAUGCAAUUCGCGUGCCGAAGUGAUCUACAUAUAUGUAUAUGUACAUACGAAGUACAGAGAAAUACGACGUGUUGAAACAUUUGCUUAGGUUGAUUAAGUUGAUUUUUGUUUGUGUUAUUUUUAUAGUUGGACUUAACAGCUAACUUAAGUAAACUUUCUUAUGAUCUUAACUUAACAAUUUUAUACGAUUUUUGUUAUUGUAAUUUUCGAGUACAUUUCUCAAACGUUCAUUUCCAUGUUUUGCGUAAUUUUUAAGUAUUUUUAUGGUAUUUUAGUUAAGCGUUUACUAUUUUAUUUUUUAGUAAAAAUCAUGGAUUCUGUUAAGUAUAAGACAAUUUUCUGUGUUUCCUGUUCAUUAAAUAUAAUUUUUUUUUAAUUACAUACAGUUAAAUUAUUACUGAAAUAUGAUUCGCAUAUGGCUCUAUAUGUUUGUAUGUUUUUUUGAUAAUUAGUUUUAAUUAGAAUUUUUUAAUUAUAAAAUUUCAGCUUUUGAUAGCGAUCUAGCGUUUAAAGCGACGAAUUGUAUUAGCAUCUGUAAUGAUUUUUGUUUGAAGAAAUAAAUAAAAGAAAUUUCAAAACACCCUGUA
Messenger RNA from Zeugodacus cucurbitae (melon fly), 6916 nucleotides. RefSeq lists its product as uncharacterized. The transcript is spliced from 5 exons. Bases 1819 to 6216 code for a protein of 1465 amino acids. Lineage: Eukaryota; Metazoa; Arthropoda; Insecta; Diptera; Tephritidae. The record is from RefSeq and is a predicted model, not a curated record.